Molecule: messenger RNA, 2199 nt
Organism: Nannospalax galili (Upper Galilee mountains blind mole rat)
Lineage: Eukaryota; Metazoa; Chordata; Mammalia; Rodentia; Spalacidae
Gene: Spon2
Product: spondin 2
Exons: 8
Coding region: 594-1664 (356 amino acids)
Biological process (GO): cell adhesion
Cellular component (GO): extracellular matrix
Source: RefSeq, a predicted model, not a curated record
CUCCCUGAUGAACUGCGACCUGGGAGAGGCUGUGCUGGCUCCUCCAGCCCCUCUCCAGCAACACAGCAACCUGGCUCAUUUCUCUCUGGAACUCCUGUCAGCAGUGAGAAGCCUGGUCCUGUCACCAGCGUGGUCCAUGUCUUAGUUCUAGAACAAAAGGCAGGUCAAAGGGAAAGAGGCCUCUGAAUCAGAGGUCAAUGUGUGGAGAAGUAAAGAUCCUUCAGGGUCCGGAAGGUCAAGUCCAUCUCAUGAAGGCAUCUUUCUAUGCCUGUUCUCUGACUCCAAGAUGCUUUUGAAAGUUUUCCUGACAUUGAGCUGCCCAAAUCUGUUACCCUGCUCAAAAGAGAAGUGGCCUGGCCUCUCCCCUGUACCCACCUCUGGCUUCACAGGGCCAGUCAGAGGACAGCCACUUGUUGGGGCCAGGUGCUGAGGUGUCGCAGACAGGAGGAACUGAGACCUAUCUGCUGACCAGAGGCACUGACCUUGGGCAUAAACAGGAGUUUUAGUCUCUCACUAGGACCAGCCAUUGUUGACAGCCCCACAGCUGACAGCCCCACAGCUCCACAGCCUGCCCCUGCUGCUUCUGUCAGGUGAUGGAAAACCUGGGUGCUGCUGCUGCUCUGGGCAGCGCUCUCUGGGCUCUCCUUCUGACCAUGCUGGGCACUGCCACCAGCCAGCCACUGGGGGGAGAGUCUGUCUGUACAGCCAGGCCUCUGGCCAGAUACAGCAUCACCUUCACCGGCAAGUGGAGCCAGACUGCAUUCCCCAAGCAGUAUCCCCUGUUCCGGCCCCCAGCACAGUGGUCCUCCCUUCUGGGGGCGGCUCACAGCUCUGACUACAGCAUGUGGAGGAAGAAUGAGUAUGUCAGCAAUGGGCUGAGGGACUUCGCAGAGCGUGGUGAAGCUUGGGCUCUGAUGAAGGAGGUUGAGGCUGCAGGAGAGAAGCUCCAGAGUGUGCAUGCAGUGUUCUCAGCUCCUGCUGUCCCCAGUGGUACUGGGCAGACUUCUGCAGAGCUGGAGGUGCACCCCAGGCACUCACUGGUAAGUCAUGGCCAGCAGAAGGGGAGGGUGUGUCUUGAGGCUGCAGUGGCUGAUCCUCCUGGCCCCACCCAGGUGUCCUUUGUGGUGCGCAUUGUUCCCAGCCCUGACUGGUUUGUGGGCAUCGACAGUCUGAACCUGUGUGAGGGAGGCCGCUGGAAGGAGCAGGUAGCCCUGGACCUUUACCCGUAUGAUGCAGGGACAGACAGUGGCUUCACCUUCUCCUCCCCCAACUUCGCAACCAUCCCACAGGACACGGUAACUGAGAUAACAUCCUCAUCUCCCAGUCACCCAGCAAACUCAUUCUACUACCCACGGCUGAAGUCCCUGCCUCCCAUUGCCAAAGUGACCUUGGAGCGGCUGAGGCAGAGCCCCAGAGCCUUUGCCCCACCUUCUCUGGACCUGCUCAACAGGGGAAAUGAGAUCGUUGACAGCCUCUCAGCUCCAGAGACACCACUGGACUGCGAAGUUUCCCUGUGGUCAUCCUGGGGACUAUGUGGAGGGCCAUGUGGAAAGCUGGGAGCCAAGAGCAGAACUCGCUAUGUCCGUGUCCAGCCUGCCAACAAUGGGACCCCAUGCCCUGAGCUUGAAGAAGAGGCUGAGUGUUCCCCUGAUAACUGUGUCUAACCCUAGAACCCAGCAGCCAGCCCUUAGGAUCCCCUUGAGCCUUGGGUUCAGAUCUGGGUCACAGAGGGCUCCCAGAUGGCUCAUGGCAGGCAGGGCGGGAAGCUUGGCAUAUUGCACCACUCCCCACCAUGGCUGGGCUCGUGGUGCUCCUGGAUCAGAGAUCCUCACUAGCAGGCAAGGGAUGUCUGUGCACAGGCUGCUUCUGCUGGCAUGUAAUCCCUGAGGCUCACGUGUUUACUCUAAAUUAUGUCCUCUGUAAUUUAUUACUGUGGUCAGAGGCUGCCUUUGAUGGAGGAAACAGGCACACCAAGACCAGAUGAGAGGAUGCUCCAAGUCCGUGAGCGCUGCAUCCACACCGUUAUCAGAUACCUCAGACCUGCUGCCACCGUAUCUGCUCCCGGGGGCUGAGGCUGCAACCUUCAUACUGCUCUGGCCUCCAACAGAAGUGACUGAAGAGGGGCAGUUUGGGAAAUGUGGUGUUUUCAUGUCACUGAUCUCUGUGCUUGAAUAAAGGCUAUGUUCCUGAUAAAUACUA